Camellia sinensis is the source of this 2207-nucleotide messenger RNA. RefSeq names its product S-adenosyl-L-methionine-dependent methyltransferases superfamily protein. The record is from RefSeq and is a predicted model, not a curated record. Gene Ontology annotation, molecular function: tRNA (guanine(37)-N1)-methyltransferase activity. NCBI's taxonomy places the organism in Eukaryota, Viridiplantae, Streptophyta, Magnoliopsida, Ericales, Theaceae. Gene Ontology annotation, cellular component: cytoplasm. Gene Ontology annotation, biological process: tRNA N1-guanine methylation.
UGUAUAAUAAAAUAUUUUUAUCACUCAGCUUCAGUCGAACCAUUGAAUCUGCAUAUAUACACAGACCUAUAUGCAAUUAAAUUGUGUUUUUUGAUUGAAAGUUGUGGCUUGAAAGCUUCUGAGUUUUGAAUUUCUGGGUUUGAUUACUGUGUAAAGUUGAAGAAGAAUGAAGAGUGAAAUUUUGGAUGAAAGCAAGUUUGAUGUGAAUUUGAAGUUGUGGGCAAUUCGAAUCCCUCGUGAACUGUGCAAGGUCGCCACUCGGAUUCUAAAUGGAUACUUGCUUGACAGAGCCCGCAUCAAACCCAUCACUGAAGAUCCAACAUGUGAAAAAAACCGUUACAUGAUAUUAUCUGAAAAGGUUCAGAAUUCUGAUUUAUCUGAUAUUCCUGGCGAAAAACUUGAUGAACUAAAAGAGCUAUGCAAAAUUGAAGUAGUCCCCUACUCGUUGACACUCGGAUAUUCCUAUUGGGGUGCAGAUCAUGUGUUGAAGCAGAUUCUGCCACCUGGACUUGAGGUACCUUCAUCUUUUGAAACAAUAGGUCAUAUUGCUCAUCUGAAUAUCACCGACGAACUGCUUCCUUACAAAGACGUUAUCGCGAAGGUUAUCUAUGAUCUUUUCCCCACAUUCAAAACAUCAGGCGCGCUCCUUGAGGUACAGCUGCGCGUGCGGGAAAUUCCACCACACAUGCGGCGAGGUUCCGCACAUGUGGGAAUGGGCCUUCGCACAUGCAAUUUCCUUAGGCUCUGUUUGGCUGCGAUGGAUGGGCUGCACAAAAAUCAUCCCAGGAUCAAAACAGUUGUUAAUAAAGUUGGAUCUAUUACCAAUGAGUUCCGUGUGCCAAAGUUUGAGGUACUGACAGGAAUAGAUGACAUGGUUACUGAAGUGAAGCAAUAUGGUGCAACAUUUAAGCUUGAUUACAGCUUGGUCUAUUGGAAUUCAAGAUUGGAACAUGAACAUAUAAGGCUGGUUUCUCAGUUCCAAGCAGGGGAGACCAUUUGUGACAUGUUUGCUGGUAUUGGUCCGUUUGCUAUUCCAGCUGCACAGAAAGGAUGCCUGGUGUAUGCAAAUGAUUUAAAUCCAGAUAGCGUUCAUUAUUUGGAGAUUAAUGCAGAGAUUAACAAGGUCAAUGAUCUAGUCUGUGCAUACAAUAUGGAUGCAAGGAAAUUCAUACGUCAAUUGAUGGCGGUACCUGCUUCUGAGGUUGAUAAAAAAUCUGAUGUUCCCUUUCUUGAAGCUCCGGAGAAAUGCUGCGUACAGGCAAAUGGGGAAAAGGAAUCUCAGGACAUAAAGCUGGCAGUUGAGAUCGAAGAAGUACAAGGUAACAAGUCGACCAACGUGGAGGGUGUUGAACGCUCAUGUAUGAAUCCAGAUGCAGGUGUAGCUGCAGGUAAACGGCAUUCUGAAAGUCGUCGGGAAGCUGAUAGGUUAAGACGAGGCACAAAUAAGCGAAUGAGAGGCUCUGAUUCAUUCAAUGCUAAGCCCUGCGAGCAUCUGAACCACAUAAUAAUGAAUUUACCUGCUUCUGCCCUACAAUUUCUUGAUGCAUUUAGAGGCCUUAUCCAAAGGAGAUACUGGAAAGGUUCUCUACCUUGGAUUCACUGCUAUUGCUUCAUGCGCGCAAAUGAGACCGAAGAAUUGAUAAUUUCGGAGGCAGAGUCUGCCUUGAAUGCCUGUAUACGAGAUCCAAAAUUUCAUAGGGUUAGAGAUGUUGCUCCAAACAAGGCAAUGUAUUGUUUAAGCUUUAGGUUGCCGGAGGAAGUGUGCUUCAAUAAAGAAGUCACCAACUCAGUCCAUUCUGUUGGUGGGGAAUGAAAAGAACUAAAGAAUUCAAGUCUUUGGGGGUCAUGGUUGAAUCAAUGCAGAGGGCCUUAUUCCUUCUACCUGACACAAAAGCAAGCAUAGCAUAGGUAAGCAGAAAAGAUAGACAAGCUUAGGUUAGAAAAGAAAUACUGUCCUAUUGUAUUUAUCUUAGUAUUUUUUUUCAAAUAUUUAAAUGGAUGUGUUUUAUUCACUCUUGAGAUGUGGAGUGUUGUUAAUCUAUCUACCUCCAAAUGUUCUCGGUUGUAGUGCUUCAAGUUAGAACUGUUGCUUAGUUCAGUGUAUUUGAGUUACAUGAUGUCAUUUGACUUAAAUGUGAAAACAUAUGUUGUUUUGGAUGUUUUAGGUUGGAAUGAGAGAAAUAGUUGUCAGUGAUCUUCUUGUCAAA